Molecule: messenger RNA, 1081 nt
Organism: Lasiosphaeria miniovina
Lineage: Eukaryota; Fungi; Ascomycota; Sordariomycetes; Sordariales; Lasiosphaeriaceae
Exons: 2
Coding region: 271-882 (203 amino acids)
Source: RefSeq, a predicted model, not a curated record
CUCUGCCUGUGCCGUUCGGCCUCUUUUGUGUGUGCGUGUGUCACAAUCCAUCGAACCAUCCAUCCCUCCCUCUGCUCGCAUCCCAUCCAGCCACCACGUUUUUCAGCUCCCCCUGAGAGAAUUGGUCAAGAGAGAGAGAAAAAAAAAGAGGCACAGUUCCCUGAUGAUGAUUAAUUGAAACAAGAAAAUCGUAAUCCUAUUCCCCGUUUCGAGCACACACUGCCAUAUCCGCUUUCGGUCUUUGUAGAGUUUCUAUUUUCACUUACACACAUGCACACACACACACCAUCGCGAGGAGGCAAAGGGGCACGGGAAACAACCCACGCCGCUCGUUCCCUUUCUUUUCCUGUCCCUUCUCGUUUCCCUUUGCCCCUCGCCCCCAAACUCAAUACACACAGCACGGCAUGUAUGUAUGAUACCGGUCAUACCAUACCCACCCCUGCCUCAAGAAACAACAGCAAGAAAAGAGAGAGAGGUGAUAGACAGAGGGUGCUUGUUACAAACAUACGCGAUCGCCUAGCCUGCGCUAGAUUUGCCGCGAAACGGCCACACACACACACGCACACACGCACAGUGUCGUGCCCUGCCCUGCCCUUCAAACCCUGUGUGCGUGCGUGCGUGCGUUUUGCACGAUGUGAUGCGAUACGAUGCGAUGCGCCUGGAAAAGGGUGUGUUCUUUGGUUUCGUUUUGCCUACAUAGUAUUUUGUGUGACCAAUAAACAUCAAACCUUCGAGUCUUUCUCCCUGUGUGUCUUGUCUCUUCGAACAUAUCCCUUGUGGUUCUAUUUUUUCGAAGAAGGCCGAGAUAGGUGCCCUCUCGACACACAGAUGUUACCUUCCCACACAGACACGGGAGCGAACGGACGGGGGAGAGAUAGAUAGAUAGAUCUGCCAUGCUUGGUUCAUGCAACACAGGGGGGGUUCUGUUAUGAAAGGAGCUCGAACCAGGGAUUGACUGACUGGGUGAGUGAAUGAUGGAGAGAAAGAGAAAAGAGAAAAGAGGCAGUGAGCCAGCCAGCCCUCAGCUCCCCCCGCUGGUGAUCGACAAUCGCUUGCUCGCGUCUCCCGCGGUUGAGCGUUC